Molecule: messenger RNA, 453 nt
Organism: Drosophila rhopaloa
Lineage: Eukaryota; Metazoa; Arthropoda; Insecta; Diptera; Drosophilidae
Product: E3 ubiquitin-protein ligase RNF4-like
Exons: 1
Coding region: 1-453 (150 amino acids)
Biological process (GO): interstrand cross-link repair; protein ubiquitination
Cellular component (GO): nucleus
Molecular function (GO): ubiquitin protein ligase activity
Source: RefSeq, a predicted model, not a curated record
AUGGAGUCCAAACGAGAUAUCUACACGGGAAUAAUCGAGUCGACCACCUUCCAUUACCAAGCAUUCGCCGCCGAAAGGGAUGAGCUGCUGCAGCUGCUGCAGAAGGAGGUGGCCACGAAUGAGGCAUUGCGUCAAAAGCUAGAGGAGGAGGAUGAGUCCAAUCAGUGCAUCGCGGAACUCCAGAAGGCGGAGAUCAGUGCGCUGGCCAAGAAAGUGUUUGAGCUGGAGAAUAAGCUGGAGCAGAUCAAGGACGAGAACAGCUGCUGCAUCUGCCUAGAGCCCUGGCAGGCGGAUAGCGACCAUCGACGAAUCUCUUUGUACUGCGGACAUCUCUUCGGCGAAUGCUGCAUCCGCGAAGUCCUUUCAAACGCUGAAGCCUGCCCCGUUUGCCAUCAGCAAGCCGAUUCCAACCAGUUGCACUACAUCUAUGGUCCCGAAAACAUAAUAUCUUAA